Messenger RNA from Myxocyprinus asiaticus (Chinese sucker), 442 nucleotides. RefSeq names its product thyrotropin subunit beta. Gene Ontology annotation, biological process: G protein-coupled receptor signaling pathway. NCBI's taxonomy places the organism in Eukaryota, Metazoa, Chordata, Actinopteri, Cypriniformes, Catostomidae. The transcript is spliced from 2 exons. The record is from RefSeq and is a predicted model, not a curated record. Gene Ontology annotation, molecular function: hormone activity. Bases 53 to 442 code for a protein of 129 amino acids. Gene Ontology annotation, cellular component: extracellular region; cytoplasm.
UUUUGGGCUGAUUUUGUACAGUAGUUUGGCUAGGUACUGGCUGAAAGUGGGGAUGAUCUUUUGCGGUCUCCUUUUUCUGUUGGGAGGAGAUGUGCUCCUGGCCUGCUCCCUGAAGAACUACACCCUGUAUGUGGAAAGACACGAGUGUGGUCAUUGCAUGGCCAUCAACACCACCGUGUGUAGUGGAACAUGCUUCACACAGGAUACAAACGUUAGAGGAUUUGUGGGCAAGUGUUUCCUGAUUCAGAGAGGAUGUAUGCAUCACUCUCUGGUCUAUCAUUCUGCGAAGAUGCCCGGCUGUCUCGUUCACAUUGACCCCUUCUUCUUUUAUCCGGUGGCACACCAUUGCCGCUGCACAAAAUGCAACACUGCCAAGAAUGAGAGUGUCUGCAAGCCGAAACACACCGCCAGCAAAUGCUCUGAGCACCUGCUGCAUGUCUGA